Molecule: messenger RNA, 1539 nt
Organism: Nakaseomyces glabratus
Lineage: Eukaryota; Fungi; Ascomycota; Saccharomycetes; Saccharomycetales; Saccharomycetaceae
Gene: VPS30
Product: beclin 1
Biological process (GO): late endosome to vacuole transport; cellular response to nitrogen starvation; autophagosome assembly
Cellular component (GO): phagophore assembly site; fungal-type vacuole membrane; phosphatidylinositol 3-kinase complex, class III, type I
Source: RefSeq, a predicted model, not a curated record
AUGAAUGACUUGCAGUUUGAUAGUUUGAAAGUUUUCAAGUGCCAGAAUUGUCACUUGCCUUUGCAGGUGGAUCCCACCAUGCUGCAUCUUAGCAAAUCGCAACGUGAGUUGCUGCUACCCAGGGAGGAUAGGCGACCUGGUGUAGAAGAGUUUAAUUUACGUCAAGAAAGUCAGGACAUGUUGAAGAAAGUUAAAACCGGCAAAGAGGCGAAACAGUUACUGAAAGAAGACUUUCAGAGUUCUGAUUUUCUGUUUCUGAGAGAUAUUGAUGAUAGCAUCGCGGAGAAGGAUCUUAAAAAGGGUCUUGAAGGAGAUAAUGAUGAUCGGAAGAGCAAUGAAGAUUCUAUGGUGUCGGAAUUGGACGUUGAGGACACCGCUAAGACAUUAUCAACGCAGAUCGAAAGGCUUAGCAAACUGUUCGAGAUAAUGUCUACGUCUGAAUCGAACAUAGACUAUCCUAUCUGUCAAGAAUGUUGCAAUAUAAUGAUGAAAAGGCUGAAAACCGACUAUGAAAAGGCUGUUAAAGAGCGUGACCUCUACUUUCAAUUUGUGAAACGUAUAGAGAAACAACAGUUGGAUGAAUCAGACUCAAGCCAACUAUCCCUUAGACAAAAAGAGUAUACUGAUCAAACAAAAAAGAUAAAUCAAGAGAGAGAGCGACUAUUAUUGGAAUUGACAAAGAAAGAACAAGUUGAAGAGGAAUUAGAUGCUGAGAUAGCUGAACUUACACGGCAAAUAUCAGAGAAAAAGGCUAACGAAAGGGCUACUAGAAAAAUUGACAAUGCAAAGCAAUGGGAUAAAAUGAAACUGUUGAAUGAUAUAUCAUCCCUACAGUAUCAAUAUGAGACGGAAUUAAAUAAGUUGGAUCAACUAAGGAAAACGAACAUAUACAAUGAAAGUUUUCGAAUAUCCCAUCAAGGUCCGUUUGCGACAAUCUGUGGAUUAAAAUUGGGCAGUUAUGAGGACCAUAAAGUAUCGUAUAGUGAAAUUAAUGCAGCACUAGGACAACUUGUUCUUCUCCUAAUGACAAUAAGUUCAUCGUUAAAUAUAAAGAUUUCAGGUUAUAGACUGCAGCCUAUAGGUUCUACUUCGAAGGUUUCAAAAUUUUUAGCAGAUAAAGAGGAUUGGGAAACAUAUGAACUAUAUUUUUCGUCAAAUUUCAGUCUGGAAAAAAUCUUUAAAAGAGAGACAGAUUUUGAUAAAGGAAUGGAAAGUUUACUCGACAUAGUAAAACAGAUAUCACUAUCAUUUUCUACGGUUGUGUCUAGCGAUACUGAUAUAAAUAUUCAAGAUGAGAGAACUAGAAGCAAUGAUUCCAUGUUGAAUGGAGGAGCCAAUCGAAAUGCUAAUUUAAGAGCUGAUAGGUUAUUUACAGAAAGUGAGCUACCUUAUAUGAUAGAUGGAGAUAGAAUAAAUGGAAUAUCUGUCAAACUGUACGGUGCAGAACCCAAUCUCGAAUGGACCACUGCUAUGAAAUUCUUAUUAACUGACGCCAAAUGGCUAUUGGUUUUUUGCUCUAGUAAACUCUCACUCCAAUGA